AUGGCCCUCACGCACCGAAACACAGUCCUCAUCUUCGACCAGACGAGCGCCGGCCCCUCCCGCUACCGCCUGCACCGCCGUUGUAGCCGUCACCGACCGGUCACGUCGUGCUGGGCACACUCUGUUGAGUACGAUAUUGCAUCCAACGCCGUCCGCCCCCUCGUCCUCCGCACCGACACGUGGUGCUCCUCCGGUGCGUUCCUCGCUGACGGCACGCUUGCGCAGACCGGCGGCCACGGUGAGGGCUCACGCAAAAUUCGGUACUACCGCCCUUGCUCCGACCGCCGGUGUGGGUGGGAGGAGUCGAAUGCUUCGCUCGCCAACGAGCGGUGGUAUGCAACAAACCAAGUGCUGCCUGAAAAGGAUCGAGUGUUCAUAGUCGGCGGCCUCAAAGUCUUCACCUAUGAAUUCAUGCCAAAGUCUUCGUCGUCGGAGUCCGCCUUUGAGCUGCCGUUCCUCCGCCAAACUAGGAGUCGAAGGGAAGGAGGCGGCAACCUCUACCCUUUCGUCCACCUCUCUACCGACGGCAAUCUGUUCAUUUUUGCCAACCGUGAUUCCAUCCUUUUCAACUACCGCCGCAACCGAGUCAUCAAACACUUCCCAACAAUACCCGGAGACGGCGGUCGCAACUACCCAAGCACAGGCUCUUCAGUGCUGCUCCCACUGGAGUAUAAAGACGGGUUCCGCAAGGCGGAGGUUAUGGUGUGCGGAGGAGCUGCCGCAGGCGCCUUUCGUGCGGCUAAGCACCACCACUACUUGAAAGCCUUAAGCUCAUGCGGCCGUCUCGUCGUCACCGCCGAUAACCCUAAAUGGGCGAUGGAGGAGAUGCCCGGGCCACGUCUCAUGAGCGACAUGGUAAUCCUGCCGAUAGGUGAAAUAAUAAUCAUCAACGGUGCGUCGCACGGAUGUGCGGGCUGGCAGAAGGCCAUCAACCCGGCCUACCACCCUUUCCUCUAUAAACCUAAGAAGAAGGUCGGAACGAGAUUUUCCGUGCUGCGGCCUUCACGUAUCGCAAGAAUGUACCACUCGUCAGCCAUUGUUCUCCCCGAUGGGAGAAUUCUGGUGGCUGGAAGUAACCCCUAUAAGCGGUAUCUGUUCAACGGCGGUGCGCGCUAUCCUACCGAGUUACGGGUCGAGGCCUUCACCCCUCACUACAUGGGAAAGUUUUACGACGAAAAGAGGGUUUCGAAUGUUUCAAUAGAAUGCAACAGCGGGAGCAACGGAAUAAGGUACGGGGAGGAGUUCAACGUCAUGUUCGCGAUCGCGAGGCGUUCGGAGGAGAUCGGCUUCCAUGUAUAUGCACCUCCGUUUGCAACGCACUCGAUAUCAAUGAGCCAGAGAAUGCUGAAACUGGGAUACCGUGAGUUGGUGAGGGAGGUAGGCGGCACGACGCACAGCGCGGUUGUUUUGGCCCCGCCUUCUCCUGCAGUAGCGCCUGCAGGAUUCUAUUUGCUGACUGUCGUUAAUGGAGGAAUACCCAGCAAGUCCGAAUGGGUGAGAUUUGUUCAUGGAUGA
Messenger RNA from Ananas comosus (pineapple), 1515 nucleotides. Its product is annotated as aldehyde oxidase GLOX-like. The transcript is spliced from 2 exons. The record is from RefSeq and is a predicted model, not a curated record. NCBI's taxonomy places the organism in Eukaryota, Viridiplantae, Streptophyta, Magnoliopsida, Poales, Bromeliaceae. The coding region runs from base 1 to 1515 and encodes 504 amino acids.